UUGGGGGAACUUCAAUAUAAAUACAUGCACUAUAGCUACAUUGCGAAAUGAUCGCCACCAUUGUCGCUCCUUUACCUACUUCUCUUUUAGAGUACUUGUUCCUCCUGGUUUGUGUUUUCACCAACUUAAAUCUGCUCCUUUGUGUUCUCCAAGAGCCAAGUUCAUGGCACACACUCUUGGCUUUACUCAGCCAGCCAACAUCCAACACCCCAAGAUCUCUUUUGCUGCAAAAGAGAUCGAUGUGGCAGAAUGGAAAGGGGACAUACUUGCAGUUGGGGUCACUGAAAAAGACAUGUCCAAGGAUGAAAAUUACAAGUUUCAAAACUCAAUUUUGAAAAAAUUGGAUGGCCUGUUGGGUGGUAUGUUAGCUGAGGCCUCUUCUGAGGAGGAUUUCACCGGGAAAGCUGGCAAGUCUAUGGUUCUUCGACUUCCCAGCUGUGGCUCCAAAAGGGUUGGUUUGAUUGGUCUUGGAAAGACAGCUUCAUCUCCAGCUUCUUUUCAAAGGCUUGGUGAAGCUGUUGCUGCAGCCGCAAAGACUGCGCAAGCCAAUAGUGUGGCUAUCGUUCUAGCUUCUUCCGAAGGCCUCUCAAAUGAGUCAAAGCUGAGUACUGCUUCGGCAAUAGCAUCUGGGACGGUGUUGGGCAUAUAUGAAGACAGUAGAUACAAGUCGGAGCCAAGGAAACCAAAGCUUAAUUCUGUGGAUAUUAUUGGUCUUGGAACUGGACCGGAGUUGGAGAAGAUGCUCAAGUAUGCUGAAAAUGUUUCUUCUGCUAUAAUUUUUGGAAGAGAGCUUGUGAAUUCACCAGCAAAUGUACUUACCCCUGCUGCACUAGCAGCAGAGGCUUCAAAUAUUGCUUCCUUGUACAGUGAUGUUCUAUCUGCAAACAUAUUGAGCGCUGAGCAGUGCAAGGAAUUGAAGAUGGGAUCUUACUUGGGAGUUGCUGCUGCAUCUGCAAAUCCCCCUCAUUUCAUUCAUUUGUGUUACAAACCCUCCAGUGGACCUAUUAAAACCAAGUUAGCAUUAGUUGGAAAAGGAUUGACUUUUGACAGUGGUGGCUACAAUAUCAAGACUGGAGCUGGUUGCUCCAUUGACAUCAUGAAAACUGACAUGGGAGGUUCUGCAGCAGUUCUUGGUGCAGCAAAAGCCCUUGGGCAAAUCAAACCUCCUGGAGUAGAGGUUCAUUUUAUUGUUGCAUCUUGCGAAAACAUGAUAAGUGGAACAGGUAUGAGACCCGGAGAUAUUAUCACAGCUUCAAAUGGAAAGACAAUUGAGGUUAAUAACACUGAUGCAGAAGGCAGGCUUACACUUGCAGAUGCUCUGGUAUAUGCUUGCAAACAGGGUGUUGACAAGAUAGUUGACCUUGCAACACUAACUGGAGCUUGUAUAGUUGCUCUUGGACCCUCCAUUGCAGGUGUUUUCACACCCAGUGAUGAUCUGGCAAAGGAGGUAUUCGAAGCUUCAGAGGUCAGUGGUGAGAAAUUUUGGAGGAUGCCACUAGAAGAAAGCUAUUGGGAGUCGAUGAAAUCAGGAGUUGCUGAUAUGGUAAAUACCGGUGGUCGUCAAGGUGGCGCUAUUACUGCUGCUCUGUUCUUAAAACAGUUUGUUGAUGAAAAAGUACAGUGGAUGCACAUCGACUUGGCUGGCCCCGUCUGGAAUGAUAAGAAGCGGGUAGCAACAGGAUUUGGCAUUGCGACUUUGGUGGAAUGGGUUCUGAAAAACUCAUCUUAAUGAAAAGCUUGGAGCAUGCUGUAGCAGUGACAAUGAAGAUGGAGGAAAGAGGAGAAUAAAACUUUUCCCAGGUUGUCGGUCUUUGAGAUAUGUUUGAUGAACAAAAAUGUAUGUUGUGAUUAAGGGAAAGAAGGGAAGUGAGAUGGUUUUGUUUUUGAGGUUGUUGCAGACAGUGAGAUUGUAGAACUAUUCCAUGCUCUUUUUAUUGUUUAAAAAAGGAGAAGCCCUUCAAAAUCUAUAUUGCUUCUUCAUUUCUAUCAAUAAACCUUUUGCUCUUUAGGUCUGCUUUUGUAA
Gossypium raimondii (Peruvian cotton) is the source of this 2023-nucleotide messenger RNA. RefSeq names its product leucine aminopeptidase 2, chloroplastic. Gene Ontology annotation, biological process: proteolysis. Lineage: Eukaryota; Viridiplantae; Streptophyta; Magnoliopsida; Malvales; Malvaceae. The record is from RefSeq and is a predicted model, not a curated record. The transcript is spliced from 10 exons. Gene Ontology annotation, cellular component: cytoplasm. The coding region runs from base 164 to 1729 and encodes 521 amino acids. Gene Ontology annotation, molecular function: manganese ion binding; metalloaminopeptidase activity.